AACAGGAAGUCGAUGUUGCCUGGCAACGUCAGUUUGAUUACAUGGUGUGCCGUGAUUAAUAUCCUCAACAUUGUCGUUUCACUGAGUCUAGACAGACAUUUAUGGCAGACAGAGAUCAUGUUUGACUUCGGUUGCCCACUGCUACUCGUUCGGAGCUCAGGGUUGAUCUGCGCUCACUGACCGACAGCUGGCGGCUCAUUUAAUCGCGUUAGCCAAUUAGCUUGCUAGCUAACGUUAGCACGUCGAGCUAAUCUCUUCGCUGCAAGUAAUCCCAGCCUUGACUGCCUUCGUCGUUCUUUCGUUAUUUAGCUUGAAAGAAAAAAAAAAUCUGAACAACGUUUAGGAGUCAAUUGGAUUUUUUUUCUCCUUGGUCGGAAAACAUAGUUUGAAUAUUAUCUCAAUUUUUUUUUUUUUAAAUAUUAAAAGAAGAUGGAGCUCCACCUACACAGAGUUGAUUAUACGCAGGUUGGUGUGACAUCCCAGAAAACGAUGAGGUUGCUUCCAGCGUUGGGGAAAAAGGCAACCCAAAAGGUUGCCAUAGCUGAUCAGGAUGGUGUAAUCACAUGUUUUGGGAUGAAGAAGGGAGAAGCCGUCCCUGUGUUUAAGACACUCCCUGGACCAAAGAUAGCCAGAAUGGACCUCGGAGGAGCUGCAGGAACUCCCCAGGAGAAGAUCUUUGUCUGUUCUGGUUCUCAGGUUCGAGGAUUUACUAAGAAAGGCAAACAGUUCCUCACCUUUGAGGCCAACCUCACGGAGAGCAUUAACGCCAUGCACGUCUCCGGCGCUGACCUGUUUGUGUGUGCGAGUUACAUCUACAACCACUACUGUGACUGCAAGGACCAGGACUACUUCCUGUCUGGAGACAAAAUUAAUGACAUCACAUGUUUAUCCUCAGAAAAGCUUCCUCACCUCGUCCCUGUGUUGGCUUGCCAAGAUCGAGUUCUCAGAGUCUUACAGGGAUCUGAACUUGCCUAUGAUGUUGAAGUCCCCGGCCCGCCAUCUGUUCUGGAACUUUAUAAUAAAGAUGGAGGACAGGAAGUCCUUUAUGGAACCACAGAUGGAAAAAUCGGACUGGUUCAGAUUGGGGACUGUGCUGCUGUGACCAGAUGGGAGAUUGAAAAUGAAAAAAAGAAAGGAGGAAUUCUUUGCAUUGAUACUUAUGACAUUACUGGGGAUGGAGUGAACGACAUCCUGGUGGGCAGGGACGAUGGGACAGUUGAAGUCUAUGGCUUUGACAGCUCCAGUGAGCCUGCGCUACGCUUUGAACAUGUGUUGACGGAGAGUGUGACCUCCAUCCAAGGUGGCUGUGUGGGGAAAGAGCCUUACGAGGAGGUCUUAACCGCCACCUACACAGGAUGGGUGACUGGGCUGACCACUGAGCCCCAGAGGGCUGAGGCUGUACAGGGAGAGGAGGUCAGGAUGAGCAAGGAGACCCAGUGUAAAAUAGAAGCACUCAGGGCAGAGCUGGAGCAGCUGCAGGUUAAAGUCCUGCAGGGGCGUGAGCAAUACCAACAGACCAGCCAGUCCAGCACGGCCGUCUCUGCUGUUCCCAUCUUCAGCAUAAACGACAAGUUCACGCUCUGCCAGGACGAUGCCAGCUACAGUCUCACUCUGGAGGUGCAGACGGCCAUCGACAACCUACUAUUGCAGAGCGACGUCCCCAUAGACCUGCUGGACGUCGAUAAGAACUCGGCCGUCGUCAGUUUCAGCGAAUGCGACUCAGAGCAGCCAAAUGGAAACUUCCUGCUGGCCACAUACAGGUGUCAAGCCAAUACUACCAGACUUGAGCUUAAGGUGAGAUCCAUUGAGGGACAGUAUGGGACCCUGCAGGCGUACGUCACGCCCAGGCUGCAGCCUAAGACCUGCCAGGUUCGCCAGUAUCAGAUUAAACCGCUUUCUCUCCACCAGCGGACACACAGCAUAGACCCAGACAGGCCAAUGAACCGGCUCAGUUUGGUGGGGCAGUUCAGUUUUGCAGAGAUUCACUCCUGGGUGGUUUUCUGUUUGCCAGAGGUGCCUGAAAAAACGCCUGCAGGGGAGAGCGUGACCUUCUACUUCCAUAACACGUUCCUCGGCACACAGCUGGAGGCCACAUACUGCAAAGGGGAGGGUCACUUUAAGUCGGACAAUAUUUCCACCAUCUCUAUUCUCAGAGAUGUUCUCUCUAAAGAGGCGACCAAAAAGAAAAUCAAUCUAAAUAUUUCAUACGAUAUAGAUGAUGACUCUGUUAGUCACACUCUCCAGAUGAUCCAUCCAAAGCUGGAGUACCAGUUGCUGCUGGCGAAGAAAGUUCAGCUUAUUGAUGCUCUCAAAGAGCUCCAGGUUCACGAGGGGAACGCCGAUUUCCUGAUCCCGGAGUAUCGCAGCGUCUUGGACGAGUCUGCCAAUCUUCUGGAGGAGUACAAGAAGCAGCCCGCACACCUUGAAAGGCUCUACGGAAUGAUCACGGAUCUUUUCAUUGACAAAUUCAAGUUCAAGGGCCAGAAUGUGAAAACAAAAGUGUCAUCGCUGCUGGACAUCCUCGACAGUUAUGACUUAAAUUCACUGUUGGACUUUUUCAAUGAGCCAUGAACAGACAAAUCAGAAUGUGUUUUAUUUUUGUCUUUGUAAUCCAAGCACAGAAAUAUAAUGACCAAAACUUAUGUCUAAAUUGUGUUAUUUUACUGUAUUUAGAAACUAUUUAAAGAUAUAUUUACAUUGCAGAGUAAUACAAUAUUUAUUACAUUUUUGAUAUGACUUGAGAAGUGAUGCUUGUUUUAAUUGAAUAAUGUAUGUCAUUUAAUGUAAUGAAUGAUGUGAAAAUGUUACAAAAAAGAAUUCAGAAAUUCAGUUUCAUCAUUUAAAAGGAACUUGUUUAAUAAAUGUUUCCCAAAACAUCAAAUCUGUCAUUAAUAAAAGUAUUUAUACAGUCA
This is a messenger RNA of Fundulus heteroclitus (mummichog), 2912 nucleotides long. RefSeq names its product Bardet-Biedl syndrome 7 protein-like. The transcript has 19 exons. Bases 430 to 2571 code for a protein of 713 amino acids. NCBI's taxonomy places the organism in Eukaryota, Metazoa, Chordata, Actinopteri, Cyprinodontiformes, Fundulidae. Gene Ontology annotation, biological process: intracellular protein localization; intracellular transport; non-motile cilium assembly. The record is from RefSeq and is a predicted model, not a curated record. Gene Ontology annotation, cellular component: neuron projection; axoneme; membrane.